This is a messenger RNA of Limulus polyphemus (Atlantic horseshoe crab), 2698 nucleotides long. RefSeq lists its product as uncharacterized. NCBI's taxonomy places the organism in Eukaryota, Metazoa, Arthropoda, Merostomata, Xiphosura, Limulidae. The transcript has 2 exons. The coding region runs from base 482 to 940 and encodes 152 amino acids. The record is from RefSeq and is a predicted model, not a curated record.
UUCUACGUACUGUGGUAAUGUACCAAUGGUUCUACGUACUGUGGUAAUGUACCAAUGGUUCUACGUACUGUGGUAAUGUACCAAUGAUUCUAUGUACUGUGGUAAUGUACAAAUGAUUCUAUGUACUGUGGUAAUGUACGAGUGGUUCUACGUACUGUGGUAAUGUACCAAUGGUUCUACGUACUGUGGUAAGAUACGAGUGGUUCUACGUACUGUGGUAAUGUACCAAUGGUUCUACGUACCGUGGUAAUGUACGAGUGGUUCUACGUACCGUGGUAAUGUACGAGUGGUUCUACGUACCGUGGUAAUGUACGAGUGGUUCUACGUACCGUGGUAAUGUACGAGUGGUUCUACGUACCGUGGUAAUGUACGAGUGGUUCUACGUACCGUGGUAAUGUACGAGUGGUUCUACGUACCGUGGUAAUGUACGAGUGGUUCUACGUACCGUGGUAAUGUACGAGUGGUUCUACGUACCGUGGUAAUGUACGAGUGGUUUUUCUGUUGUAACAAUGAGCAUCAGUAUUUAAUUACCAAAAUUAGAAGUAGAAGAUCUAAGAUGCGUAUUAAGAUCCCCGUGUCUGGGACUUUACCGACAGUUCACGACCUUUCAGCUCCAGCACUUAAAACUGUGAUGCCACAUUCACCACCAACAGUGUCAUCUCCUUUAAGUCCUGUUGUACCCAAAACAGGGGCAGAUUCUCGAAGACUAGAAUUUCAGAAGAGUAAAACUGGAGGGUCAUCAUACACAAUGGCCAGUUUCAGCACUAGUGGGUCAGUAGAUUACUUCACACCCCCAUCAACACCACAAGCGUCUACUAGUGAAGACACUGGUACUUUUUUUCCACCAGGCAGUGACCUUCAUACUCAGCUACUAGCGGAAAUUACUCAGAAAUCUAAGUUGCGUAAAUCUUUCUCAGAUGAAAGACCUUCUGACGGUUAAAGUAAUAUAAUCUAUUAAAGACAAGAUGAUAGUGCAGAAAGAAAAAGUGAAGAUUUGAAAGUUAAGAAAACAAAUUUUGCCUUGCUUUAUCUCUUUUUAUAAAAAACCUAGUAGAUAUCUAGCACACAAAAUAUAUUAUCGAAGCAGCAAAUAUUACCUUCAGAAAGUAUUAACAAAAUGACUGAAAUAAAAUUAGAAUAAAGCAGUCUGACUUCAGAAAUAUUGUAAGUUAACAAAGUUUGAUCGAUGGUGAAUUAUGACUUAUCUAUUUCAGAAAAUAUUGACAAAAUUAACAAGAAAUUUUUACAGCAAACAAGGUUAAACAUUUCUGUUGAAGGAAGCACCCACUUAUUUAUUGAACAUAUAUUAACUGCUUGAAACAGCAUUUGGUGAAGAUAGUGCAUUCAAUUUGUGAGUACAAUGUAUUAAAGUAUUUGUACUUUAACUACUGUAUGUAAUCAAGUAUUACUUUCGAUAACCAAAUGUUGUACACAAAAAAUAUAUUUAAGAUAUUUGCUGCAAAAGUUGCUUAAAGAACUUUAUAUGUGGUUAAGUUAUUUUACUAAUUUAAAAUACAAAAAAUAUUAACAACUCUUAAUAAACCUACUCAGUUCCUAUUUUAUAUCUGAUAAAAUGGAAGAAAACCUUUUAGAAUUGCACUGUCACUCACAAUAACAUAAUAUCUCGAUGGUGUAAGAUAGAAAAAUCAUACAGUGGUUAGUUUAUAAAUAGUUUUAAAAACAGUACAGCUAAUUUCAAAUUUGUUUUCAAGUUUUAUUAGCAGUAGAAAUAAUUAAAACUAGGAUAAUGUUUAUGUUAUCGAAGUGAGUGUAUUUGAAGUACUUGUAGCUGGAAAACCCACUAGAUGAAAUUUUUUAGCAUCAAAUACAUGUAAAGGAGAUACUAACUAGAAUGAACAUCUGAGAAUAGUUUCCUUAAUAGAUCCAUUCUCUAUACUUAGAAAUUGAAAAUGUGUUACAUAAUUUUGUUCAAUACUAAACUAUUUACCAUUAACCUUUAAUAUAAAAUUAGGAAGCUAAGACUAAUGUUAAUGUAGAGGGUUUAUCAUAAAAAAAAUUAUUUGAAACACCUUUUACUCUUUUGUUGCUUUAUUCUCCAUUAUAAACUUAGUUUAAUAGCUUUAGCAACUUAAAUUGUAGUACUUUACUUAAGUUAAAACUUAGGAAUAAAUGAUCAUUUUAAGUCCAGGUGUAAAAUGUACUACUAUGCACUUUUUACUCUUCCUUUUUUCUCUGAGAUUGUUAUAAGUUUGGGGAACUAUCUUUAUUUCUAAACCAAGUUUAAUUUGAAGGACUAAUACAUAUACAUUCACAUCAUGCCUGUAUUUUAUGUUUUACUAUUAAACUUAAAAGAAAUUGAUGGCAUUUGUGAAAUGCUUAAGAAAUUAUUACUAAAUAAUAUAUUAGGAUUAAGGAGGGAGGUUUUAAAAUCUGGAACUGAACAAGUAUUGUAGGUGAGAACAUUUAUUACUAAAUUAUUUAUCUGAUAUCUGCCAUGUUUGCUCAAAAAGCUACAUUUUUGCUGGCAUUAUCACCACAUGUAUGUAUAAAAUUCUUCAUAAAGUAUUUACCUUGAUUUUGUAAUGUUAGUCUUUUAUAAAAUAAAAACAAAACUCACAAUUUCAAAUUUAUGUAUUCAAUGCAAAGAGGAAUCUUGAAACUUUUAUUAUCUAUUUUGAUAUAUAUGACUUUGGCAAAUGAAUUAUCACUGAACUUAGAAGUACCGAAUGAGUUAUCA